Ictalurus punctatus (channel catfish) is the source of this 1563-nucleotide messenger RNA. It is a transcript of the gene ppa2, whose product is annotated as inorganic pyrophosphatase 2. Lineage: Eukaryota; Metazoa; Chordata; Actinopteri; Siluriformes; Ictaluridae. Gene Ontology annotation, molecular function: inorganic diphosphate phosphatase activity; magnesium ion binding. The transcript is spliced from 12 exons. The coding region runs from base 47 to 1069 and encodes 340 amino acids. The record is from RefSeq and is a predicted model, not a curated record. Gene Ontology annotation, biological process: phosphate-containing compound metabolic process. Gene Ontology annotation, cellular component: cytoplasm.
UUCCGCGGAAGCAGGAGGAACCGAGCGGCCCGGAGCUGAAGCUAAAAUGAUGCACUUGCUCUUACGCUCGGUUGCUGGCUGCUGGCCUUCAUUCCUCCCUCAUCACUCUCCACUCACACGGGCGAGUUUCUCCAAGGCCGUCUUUUACAGAAAAAUGUCUCAUUACCUGACGGAAGAGAGAGGCCGCCCGAACUCACCUGACUUCCGGAUUUAUUUUAAAACCUCACAUGGGAAAUACAUUUCUCCGUUCCACGACAUCCCGCUCUACGCACUUGAGCAACAGGAGAAUGAAAUACUAAAGAAGAAACAGAAACGCUCUGACAGUGAGAUUCUCUUCAACAUGGUCGUGGAGGUUCCUCGCUGGUCAAAUGCCAAGAUGGAGAUAGCCACGAAGGAAGCGCUAAACCCCAUUAAACAGGACGUGAAGAAAGGCAAACUGAGAUAUGUGGCCAACGUUUUCCCACAUAAAGGCUACAUCUGGAACUACGGCGCUCUGCCGCAGACCUGGGAGGAUCCCAAUCACACAGAUAAAGACACCAACUGCUGUGGAGACAACGACCCCAUAGAUGUGUGUGACAUCGGCACCAGGGUGUGCUCCUCUGGUCAGGUGAUCCAGGUGAAGGUGCUCGGGAUUCUGGCCCUGAUUGAUGAAGGAGAGACAGACUGGAAAGUUAUCGCCAUCAACGCUGAAGAUCCCGACGCUAAUAAACUUCACAGUAUUGAGGACGUCCGUGUGAACAGACCCGGUCAUCUGGAGGCGACGAUAGAUUGGUUCAGGAGAUAUAAAAUACCUGACGGGAAACCCGAGAACCAGUUUGCCUUUAAUGCACAAUUCAAGGACAAGGACUUUGCUGUGGAGGUGAUUAAAUCCACACACAGCUGUUGGAAAGCUCUGGUUCUUAAACAGACGACAUGUGGAGAGAUCGUGUGUCAGAACUGGUCGGUGUGUGAGAGCCCAUUUCAAUGCAGUGAUGCCGAUGCUGCUGCAGUGCUGAGAGCUGCUGCGGAGUAUGGAGAGGCUUUACCACUUCCUCCAGAAGUGGAUAAAUGGCAUUUCCUGUCCCAGUGACCCUGAAAGGUUUGGGCUCCGUCCCAGACCUCACCCAAAACACUGACACCAGUAUUUAUUUGUAGAAAUUUAGAAAUAUGUUCCUAUUUCCCAAUGGACACAGAUCAAAUUCUUUUCAUUAGUGAUUUAGUAUUUCAUCACCUACGUUAUAAAUUUAGAUAAGCAAACUGAAUUUUGUGCCAAAACCAAUUUGGUUUAUAUCUAAAAAAAAAAAAAGAUGGACUGGGGAAAAAAACCCAGGAUUAUUUGUAAAAUUGUAUUUGGUUUAUAAAUAUCAUUAAAAAAGACAUUUACUGACAUCAGAGAAAGGAAUCACAAUCAUCAACAUGAGCACUUGUGUUGAAAUUAACAUCUUUACUUUACAUUUAGAUUUUUUUUUUUCAAAGACACGUCAUAUUAAGAGAAUAUUUAUUUUUCAGAUGCAACAUGUAUGAAAUGGGUGUAAUUUUGGGUGUAACUUUUUAUUUUUGCUAAAUAAAUACACUAUAAAUGUA